This is a messenger RNA of Xylona heveae TC161, 1615 nucleotides long. RefSeq lists its product as hypothetical. The transcript is spliced from 7 exons. The record is from RefSeq and is a predicted model, not a curated record. NCBI's taxonomy places the organism in Eukaryota, Fungi, Ascomycota, Xylonomycetes, Xylonales, Xylonaceae. Gene Ontology annotation, cellular component: phagophore assembly site. Gene Ontology annotation, biological process: autophagosome assembly. The coding region runs from base 73 to 1434 and encodes 453 amino acids.
GCAAGCUAUAUUGUGUAUCUUUUAGCCCGUCCACAACUUAAUAUUGCAUCUGGCAUCAGUUGAAGACAUCUGAUGGCUGCAAUUCCCGAUCACAUAUUGACGCAGCCUGGAGAGCGCCGGCCUUCUCCACCGAACGUUCACUUUACCGUAUUCAUCCGGCUGCCAUUCCCGCGAGGGGAUUUCGUUGAUCCUCCCCCGGUUGAUUGGGAUGCGUCCAAAGACCGAUCUUUGUGGAAAGUGCUUUCUCAAGCAUCAAGGAGUGCAGACAUAAAUUGGCACGAUCUUGCGGACCAAUUUGAGGUUACGCUUCCUUUCCUUCUCCAACAGGCAGCAUGGCUGUACGAACGGCAACUUUCUCAAGUACGAGCACAGAUGCGCAAAGUAGGAAAUCCACUUUUGGCCGGAGGCUCUGCUACCUCCACACCUACUAGCCUAGGUGGACCACAAAGUAACUCUACAAUGAAGAGGGGACCAAGUGGCAGCACAGCGCCUCGAAUCCCUUCGUCUCUUUCCAUGCGGUCUAGGGAUAGCCCUGUACCAAGGCCUGAUACUAUUGGCCUCAAUGCGCAGGCAAAAAUAUCAGGAACGUCCUUGUCGCGCACUUCUUCGUCGAACACAGCGACCCAAAGUCGGCAAUACCUCCCACUCCAUCUUGGUCAGACAACAUCUCGGUCUAUUAGAAGUUCAUUCCCACAGCCUCUCAAAAGUCAACCAGCCGCUAAGGCGUUACCUAAGGCUACGGAUGCCGGUCGAGCCGCGGAUAGCACUGGAGUAGAAUCACCUAAGCUUCCUAGCAAUGAUGACGACUCGCCUGAGGAAGAUUCAUCGUCAUCAUCCUCUGACUCUGAUUCUGGCGUGCAGAACUACAGAAGUCAGAUUUUCCGUCGACCGCCGCGCUUCGCAGCGGGCAAAGCAAGCGCAGGUAGAUACGACGAAGGUGAUGAUGAGGAUGAAGAGGAAGACGAUGGCAGUCCUGCGUUUCUUCCCUUCUCAAACCCUUCCACUGUCCCUACUCAUGAUUCGAAUGCUACCUUACGUACCGGCGCCCAACAGCAGCAAGCGCCGCCACGGCGUACGUUUCCUGGCAACAUCUCUAGGCAGCGUUUGACGACUGAGCAUUCGUCAGCCAGCUCCACAAGCUCAAAUGCUGCAGCAGCCGCUCAAAAUGAGGCCGCGCCUAUACAACAACGAGGUCCCGGCCCGUUAAGUCCUCGUCGGCCCGGCGAGCUUGCGGCGCUCAGUCCUCGGCGACGCGCCACCGUCCGAGAAGGCAGCGAUGGCACGCCGAGCAUGGGAAGCAGUUUCAGUGAUCUCGAUGAUGCCAGUGUGACACAGUCCGCUCUUGAGGAAGCGCUGCUGAGCAACAUGCAGCAUGGAGGCGUAGCCAGCCGCAUGAGCUCCAUCAGUCAAGCCCUGCGAAGUCGUUAUCUGUAAUAGUAUAGACUAUUUUUUUGUCUGUCUGGAUGCUUGCCUUCUCAUUUCCAUUCUCAGGGAACUAUUCGUUCAUUCUUUUUUUGCUGUGAGAAGAUCCUGGGCUUGCUGAACAAGAAUGUUCAAUUUUUUCUCGAAUUUUAUAUCUAGACCAUUGGCUAUAUUAUAUAAUAUUAGUCUCGCU